Messenger RNA from Fonsecaea erecta, 927 nucleotides. RefSeq lists its product as hypothetical. The record is from RefSeq and is a predicted model, not a curated record. The coding region runs from base 1 to 927 and encodes 308 amino acids. Gene Ontology annotation, molecular function: nicotianamine synthase activity. The transcript has 3 exons. Lineage: Eukaryota; Fungi; Ascomycota; Eurotiomycetes; Chaetothyriales; Herpotrichiellaceae. Gene Ontology annotation, biological process: nicotianamine biosynthetic process.
AUGGUUCCUCACGCAAUAUCAGGGCCGGAAAGCACAGGAAGCGUCCGGGACCUCCAGAGCGAAGCUCAAUACUAUGUGCGCAAGAUGACUAUCAACAUCACAAACGCCAGUUCCCUGGGCCCUUUAGACACACCGGAGAAAGCCGAUGAGCUCGUUGCUCUCUGGGAUGAUUUCUACGAAGUCAUCGCCUUUACAACGCUGGACAGCGAACUCGAGCGCGAGAUCCUGGAAGAUCCAGCGAUUAUCAAAAUCAUGCCAGAUAUCAGACGGAUCCUGGGAGAGAGUGAGGUAGCUCUAGAAAAGACCUGGGCCGAUCGGGUUGUGGCUGUAAAAGAUCCCUCAGAAGCACGGAAGAUUUUUGUCUCAACGCCAUUACACGAAUUCUAUGAGCACGUGGUCAAGGCGGAGUGGUCCGCGAUGCUCUCAAUCUUAGGCCGGACCCCUACCUCUGUGGCCAUUUUGGGAUCCGGCGCCAUGCCUGAGACAGGGAUCUGGAUCACCGACUGGGCGCAGAAGAAUGGUCAACAAGUCCACAUCUAUAGUCUUGAACUAUUCCCUGACCGGCUAGAGCAAGGCAGAAAGGUUUAUGAUGCUCUUACUGGAUCAAAGCAUUGCACCUUUGAAGCAGGCGACGUUCGAACGACUCCUCAGGACCUCAGCGCCCACGAUAUCGUUUAUUUCAACGCCGCCGUUGGCACCACGACCCUGGAGAAGGAGACGAUCAUUCUCGACGUCGUCAAGCGUAUGCGCGUAGGUGCUUACAUGAUCACCCGAAGCACCCACUCUCUCAAGACCAUGGCAUACCCGCCCGCCCAGAUCCAGACACCGCGCGUCUUCAAGAAGCUAAGGCCGGUCCAAACCUGCCAUCUCAACGGCGAGCGUGGCAAGAACGCCAGUGCGAGUUUCAUCAUCUCAAGAGUCGUUUAG